UAAUCAGUCGUAAAAAGAGGAAGGACGGGAGUGGUGCGUUUUAGUAAGACUAGUCCAAAAUUAUUUCCGUAACAAGUGAAAUUUACUUUAUUUUCAUUCAUUUAAUUUUUGUUCUAGUGUAGCAUAUGUUUAAUUUUGCAUUCGUUCACAAAAUCAAAGAAGAAGAAUCACUAAACAAGGACAUAACCUAUUUUAAAUUUUGUUAAAAUGUUCACAUAUAUUGCUGCUUUUAUUUUAUGUGUUUCGGCAGUGAACAGUGAUGGUGCUCUAAAGUUCUACCAAGAAAAGAACUUCCAUGAGGCACAUGAAUUAAGCGAAAAUGAUGUGAUUGCUUUAGCAAACCUGUCUGACAUGACAAACUUCAAAGCAAUACUUGACGAAAUCUUAAUACCAAGGGUGGUUGGUACUCCAAACCAUGAAAAAGUUGGGAACUACAUCUCGAAUCAAAUGCGCGGCCUCGGUUGGGAUGUCACUGAGAAUGUAUUCCCAGAUAAUACACCCAUAUUUGGGACAUUGAACUUUAAGAAUAUAAUAGCAAAGUUGAACCCCGAUGCAGACAGAUAUUUGGUCCUCGCUUGCCAUUAUGACAGUAAAUAUACUCGUGAACAUGUAUUUGUGGGUGCCACAGAUUCGGCGGUGCCGUGCGCCAUGAUGAUCAACCUUGCGAAGGUGAUGUCCAAACAACUUGACAAGCUGAAGAAGGACCGGCUGAGCCUCAUGUUCAUAUUCUUUGAUGGAGAAGAGGCCUUCCUGCAGUGGGGCCCUAAAGACUCCAUAUAUGGCGCGCGCCACCUAGCGGAGAAGUGGGAAGGCACGCCGUACAAAGAUGGAGCUAAUCAUCUUCAGAGAAUGGAUGUGCUGGUCCUCUUAGACCUUUUGGGUACUCCCGACCCGGUCUUCUACAGUUACUUCAAGUCGACAGAGAAGUGGUACAUUCGGCUGGCGAACGCGGAGCAGAGAUUGGCCGAAUUGAACCUUAUGCAGCAGUACUCAAGGGGCAAAGUCGAACAAACAUACUUCAGGCUGAGGAGUUCCGGUGCCUUGAUCGAGGACGACCAUAUACCUUUUUGGAAGAGAAACGUGGACAUUCUCCACUUGAUACCCACUCCGUUCCCGUCCGUGUGGCACACGGAGCACGAUACGCGUUCGGCGCUCGACUUCACCACGAUCGAGAACCUCAACAAGAUCCUGCGAGUGUUCGUCGCGGAGUACCUCCACCUGAAGCCCUAGCGACGCCGCUGGCGGCUCGAGGCUAUCCUGAUCCCGAGCGGUAAUAGACUGUGACGAUAUUUAAAUAAGCAUACAGCUAAUCGGUAUAAUGACAUUGUUACAUUAAAAUUGGAAUCUUAACAUCAUCAUAUGGCGUUUUUAGUUAGUUUUGCCAUUUCUCUAAUAAAAAGGUUUGUGUAGAUACGCGGGGUUGAGGCAGACGAGUGGGGAAGCGUAUCCGCAUAACUUUAUACAUCGCGUCCUCUAUAUUUUGUCCGUGCUAUUUUGUUAAUUAAGAUUGCUUUAAAUAUAUGAACAUACGUACAUUCCUUCUGAGUAAAGUGUAAAUGUACUUAAAUGUAAAAAAAAGGUAUUACGGCAAUUCUUAAUACUGAUUCUAAUUUGAAUCUAUGUAUUGUGAUCGUUAAUUAACUAGAUGGAUAAUUUUUGCGAAAUUCUUUUCACAAAACGAAUUCAAAAUUCUUUUUUCAACUUGGGAUGACUCAGGUGAAGAAGAAGAAAUAUCAACUAACUUUUAGUUUCUCUAUAUCGAUGUGAUUUUAUUAUUUCAAGAAGAAAGUAAUGUGUACAGUGAUAUUAUUAAGCUUAAAUUUUGGUGCUUAUUUUGUAUAAAUAACCUAAAUAUUGAAGAAUAUUUAUUUUCAUAGAAAAUAUAUGCCGCGCUUAUAACAACGAUGUUCAAUUUAUAAAUUAUACAGACACUUAAUAUUUAUAUACUAGUUAUUAUAUUAAUAUUUAUAGUAAUCUUUUUGAACAUAAAUUUAUAAAUGGGUGAUAAAAAAAGAUUUGAUGUGACUAUUUCAAGUGUGUUGACCUUUUCCUAAUAAUAUCCAAUAACACAUUAAUUUACAUACCUGGCAGUUGCCAGUCUAAACUUAAACUAGUAGUUUUUACUACCACAAAAAAACAUAACUUAUUGUUUUUAUUGCCCAUAUUUUUUUCUGCUCGAGAUUAUACACACUAUACAAAAAACAAAAUCCAUGCCAGCCAAUAUUUUAUGACGAAUCCUAGGUUCCAACGCUUUGUAGCUGGGGAAUUAACCUGGAAUGCGCUCAGAUGGGAAAGAGAGCCAAUAUUUUACUGGCAAAGUUGAUAAUUUAUGUUCAGACCUGCAUACAAGCAUUGUUCCUAAAUUGGUUGUGUGCAUGAUAUAUUAAAAUAUAUUGUAUUUUCAGAAAUCAUAUUGUACGUGUUACUGCUGUAAAUAAUAUUAAAAAAAAACUGCUAUAUAUAUUAUAAGAUUUUAUUGUAUAAACCACGUUCCAUAUGUACUUAAAUUAAUAUUUGCUUAUGAAUAGUUACAAAACAACUAUUUUAUGUAUAAAUGGAAGUUGAUAUAGGUACUUGGAGAUUUCGGUCAACUAUAGUCGACAUUCAACGAUUAACAAUUCGUUGCCUAUACAAGUAUCUACAUGCUCAUACACAGGGUUACUCGUAAAAUACCUGAAACUUCACAAGAGUAGACAGCUAACAUCGUAAACAAUGUUUGUUCUAGUUUUGACAAUUAACUUUCAUACACAAAUAUUAAUAGCUUUUAUAUAAUUUUCCCUUUCAAUGCUCAAUGCGUGUCGCGCGCGAAUGUGGGGUUUGGAGAGGCGCGGGGCGGUGCUAACGUCCUAUCAUCCAAUAAUAAUGUAACUCAACACUGGCAAAAAUAAGCUCUAUUGAAGAAGUUUGAUUGCUGCAAAGAAAAGAAAAAAAAAGGCGCAAACGUAGAUAUGAAUGUCACACUCACAUUCAUUGCGCCUUUUUUUUUACAAUAAAAACUUGAAAAAUAUUUGUUUCUUUUGUGUCAAAUCUCGUCAAACAAAAUGCCCCUGCGUUCACUAAAAGUUGUUUAAGAUGCCAAUCACUGGUGUGUGUGGGUGUUUUACGUAAUGUAUGUAACCCUGUAUAGUGCGAUGAAUAUUUUUUUAUUCGUAUCACCGUAUAUUUGGUGAGAUGAAAGUUAGCGCAGACCAAAGAGAUUAUUAAUUGCACAAACAAAACACGAAUUUGAGAAAGAGAAAGAAAGAGAGAGGUAGAGAGAAAGAAAGAGUAUAAAUACGCGCCACGAAAUGUGACAAGAGUAUGGUUUGACUGCGCAAUAGUAGAAUGGACUAUAUUACACAUCGUCUACUGCGCAGGCAAACCAUAUGCCGGCUAAUACACUAUCGGUAAACAGUUCGCCAAGUGGCGGUUUCGACAUACAUUGCGCGGUUACCUUGGGGUCAUAUAAAAGAUCUCAUACCAACUAUGUAAUUUGCAACGUUAUAUCGCGUCGGCGCCUUUUGGCGAUAGUGUAUAGAUACAUCAUUCGUCGCGUGCAUUGUAACAAUUUGUUUUUAAUAUUUUCUGACUUCUUUCUGAUCUGCGCUAAAUAAUUUUUUCUAUGUAAAUAUGUAUUUUAUUUUAUUUAUGUACAAAUAUGUAUAGACGUUGUAAUUACAGUUUUAUCAACACAACUAAAAAUUGAUGAUUUAUAGAAAUUUUAUUUAAAAGACGUGUAGAUUUUUACUUACAUUCCAAUGUUGUGUGAUGAGAAAAAUAUGAUUCAAUGUUUUACAAAUUAUACAAAUAAAUGUAUGAGAUUAAAUAAAUUUAUGAAAUGUAACAGUC
Molecule: messenger RNA, 3828 nt
Organism: Plodia interpunctella (Indianmeal moth)
Lineage: Eukaryota; Metazoa; Arthropoda; Insecta; Lepidoptera; Pyralidae
Product: glutaminyl-peptide cyclotransferase-like
Exons: 5
Coding region: 208-1230 (340 amino acids)
Molecular function (GO): glutaminyl-peptide cyclotransferase activity; zinc ion binding
Source: RefSeq, a predicted model, not a curated record